Folsomia candida is the source of this 685-nucleotide messenger RNA. RefSeq lists its product as uncharacterized. NCBI's taxonomy places the organism in Eukaryota, Metazoa, Arthropoda, Collembola, Entomobryomorpha, Isotomidae. The transcript is spliced from 2 exons. The record is from RefSeq and is a predicted model, not a curated record. The coding region runs from base 122 to 598 and encodes 158 amino acids.
UGUACAGAAUAGGUUGAAAAUCACAGUUUGUUUCCAGUACAUAUUCAACUUUAAUUCAUUUCAAAAUCUAAAAAAAUUAGAAAUUCGUUUAAAAGGCAAAUUCUUUCUCAUAAAAAGCAUAAUGCAUACCACACUUCAUGUGAUUAAUUGUCUCACUGCAGAGUGUAAUCUCACAGUGCAGAUAAAGUCCUGCUCAGGGGACGUGUUGGUCAUUGACACAAUAAAAGGAGAGGACAACGAAGAAAGGUCGUUUGGUAAAUGUGGUCAUAAUGUUCGAGAAGAUUCAAGGCUGGCUUACAGCAUCGAUCUGUCUGAGAUGGGUGAGGGUGGCUCAUUGCAAAUUUUAGUGAUUUGGCACAAACAUAAAAAAUAUGGCGAGUGGAAAUUUGUGCAUACCUCGCAAGAUCUGAACAUGACUUCCCUAAAUUAUUACGUGACGAAGGGAGGAAUUUUUUACACUGGAAGAAAACCAGGCGACGAGGGAGAAGUAAAUGCCAUCCCGGUGAAAGUUGUGCAUUGGAGAAAUGCUGCGAUAAUUGAGGAAAUCCGUAAUCAUGAGGGACAAAUAGUGGAAUUUCAAUGCUCUACGGGUGAUUAACGUGUUACAUAAUUUAAUUUUUAUGGACAAAUUGUAUACAAUGUGUUGUUAAAUAUAUGUGUAUUCCGCUGUUUAUGUACAAUUGAA